AUAAGAACUAGACCACUGCGAAACGAGACUUCUGAGGCUUUGAGGGUGAAUUCAUCACCAGCACGCAUAUAAAAGUCAAUGCAGAGAGUCUUUUGUUUAAGUGCCCUUGAAACCCAGCAACUGAAUUAUGUUUCCAGGCCCCCAAGGAGAACUACAAGGUUAUAAUUGUCUCACACUUAAUUACAUGCAUUGCAAAUGGUAAAUGGACAAAGUCAUUCUUGUAACAGGUAUAGAGAAUAAGAUCGCUUAUGAAUUUUUAUAUUGCUGGCUCAUUGAUUCGCAGAAAGUAGAAAUUUAUGCAAGACCCAUGUCUAACAGUGAUGGUGCUGUGUAAAUGCGCAGCCGAGCCAAGAACACUGCCUUCACUGUUCUGGGACUAGGGCCCACACUCACAGUCCUGCUAUUCUCUCUCCCUCGUGGCCCUUGUGAGGUGGCUUAUUUUUCCCACUUCCUUUACGGGCCACAGUUGUUUCUUGCCAGGCCAUCUUCUUGGAGUUUAACACCAAGAGAGUGUUAGCUUAAUACCUUGUCUUGAUGCCAUCUGAUAAAAUCAGAGAAAUGAAAGAUGCCACAGGAAAGAUAAAUGAUAUUUUAGCCAAGCCGUACAAGAGAAAUAGUGCCACUUUCAAGUUCUGUUUUCCAUAGCUUCUAAUGGAGCCUGCUCAGGAGGGAAGCCAGCUUUGCCGGGACCAUAGCUUGCUGCCAGAAAUGGCACUCUCAGUGGACUCAUCCUGGCACCGGUGGCAGUGGCGAGUCAGAGAUGGCCUCCCCCAGUCGCCAUCAGAAGCCACACCACUAUUGUCUGAAGAGAAGAAGAGGCAAAGCUACAACCUGACACAACAAUGGGUCGUCUUCCCCAACAACAGCACGUGCCACCGAGAUUGGGCAGAGAUCACCAGGAGAUACUCCGGCAACAGAAUCUGCACGACCAAAUACACCUUUCUCACUUUCCUGCCUCAGAAUCUCUUUGAGCAGUUUCAUAGAUGGGCUAAUCUGUAUUUCCUAUUCCUGGUGAUUCUCAACUGGAUGCCCUCCAUGGAAGUUUUCCACAGAGAAAUCACCAUGUUACCAUUGGCUAUUGUGCUGUUCCUCAUCAUGGUCAAGGAUGGCAUGGAAGACUUCAAGAGAUAUCGUCUUGAUAGAAAGAUCAACUGCUCCAACAUCUGGAUAUAUGAAAGAAAACAGCGGAGCUACGUGAAGAAGUGCUGGAAGGAUGUGCGUGUGGGCGACUUCAUCCAAAUGCAAUGCAAUGAGAUCAUCCCAGCAGACAUACUCCUGCUCUUCUCUUCAGACCCGAAUGGGAUCUGCCACCUGGAAACUGCCAACCUGGAUGGAGAGACAAACCUCAAACAAAGGCGUGUUGUGAAGGGCUUCUCACAGCAGGAGGUGCAGUUCGAACCCGAAUGUUUCUGCAACACCAUCGUGUGUGAGAAACCCAACAACCACCUCAACAAGUUUAAGGGUUAUAUGGAGCAUCCUGACCAGUCGAGGACCGGCUUUGGCAGUGAGAGUCUUCUGCUUCGAGGCUGCACCAUCAGGAACACCAAGGUGGCUGUUGGCAUUGUCAUCUACGCAGGCCAUGAGACAAAAGCCAUGCUGAACAACAAUGGCCCACGAUACAAACGCAGCAAGAUAGAGCGGCGCAUGAACACAGACAUCUUCUUCUGCAUUGGGCUCCUCUUCCUCAUGUGCCUCGUCGGAGCCGUAGGUCACAGCCUCUGGAAUGGGACCUUUGAAGAACACCCUCCCUUUGAUGUUCCAGAUGCCAAGGGCAACUUCCUUCCCCUUGCCCUUAGGGGCUUUUACAUGUUCCUUACAAUGAUCAUCCUGCUCCAGGUGCUGAUCCCAAUCUCCCUGUAUAUAUCCAUUGAGCUGGUGAAGCUUGGGCAAAUCUUCUUCCUGCAAAAUGACCUUGACCUGUACGAUGAAGAGACUGAUUUGUCCAUCCAGUGUCGAGCCCUCAACAUCACUGAGGACUUGGGCCAGAUCCAGUAUGUCUUCUCUGACAAGACGGGGACGCUGACUGAGAACAAGAUGGUGUUCCGGCGUUGCACUAUCAUGGGCAGCGAAUAUUCUCACCAAGAAAAUGCCAAACGACUGGAGACCCCAAAGGAGCUGGACUCAGACAGUGAAGAGUGGACCCAAUACAAGUGCCUAUCCUUCCCAGCCCGAUGGUCUCAGCGCCCAGCAACAGUGGGAGGCCAAGGACGAGCCCAGCCUCUGAGGAGGUGCCACAGUGCCCGGGUACCUAUCCAGGGUCACUCCCGACAAAGGUCUGUGGGGCACUGUGAAAGCUCACAGCCUCCUGUGGCCUUCAGCAACUCCCUAGAAAAAGAUGUGACUCCAGACAAAAAUCUACUGGCCAAAGUACAAGAUGCUGCUCUGUGGCUGGAGACCUUGUCAGACACAAAACCAGCCAAGCCUUCUCUCUCCACCACCUCCUCCAUUGCUGACUUCUUCCUCGCCCUAACCAUCUGCAACUCCGUCAUGGUCUCUACAACCACUGAGACCAGGCAGAGAGUCACCAUGCCACCCUCUGCCAAGGCUCUGGGGACGUCCCUGGAGAAGAUUCAACAACUGUUCCACAGACUGAAGCUUUUGAACCUUAGCCAGUCAUUCUCAUCCACUGUGCCCUCUGACACCGACCUGGGAGAGAGUUUGGGGGCCAACAUUCCAACCCCAGACUCAGAAGAGAGGGAUGAUGUGUCUGUGUGCAGUGGAGGUAACUCCACUGAUGGUGGCUAUAGGAGCAGCACAUGGGACCAGGUUGACAUCCAGGGGUCUGGAUUAGACGCUUCCUUGGAAGAGGUGCUGGAGGCCCCAGGUCUAGGCCUGGCCAGCCCUGAGCUCUGUUAUGAGGCUGAGAGCCCUGAUGAGGCAGCCCUGGUGCAUGCCGCCCAUGCCUACAGCUUCACUCUGGUGUCCCGGACACCAGAGCAGGUGACCGUGCGCUUGCCCCAGGGCACCUGCCUCACCUUCGAUGUCCUCUACACCCUGGGCUUUGACUCUGUCAGGAAGAGAAUGUCUGUGGUUGUGAGGCACCCACUGACGGGUGAGAUCAUCGUCUACACCAAAGGCGCAGACUCAGUUAUCAUGGACCUGCUGGAAGACCCGGCCUGCGCAACUGAUUCUGAUAUGGAAAAGAAGGUGAGGAAAAUCCAAGCCAGGACCCAGAAGCACCUAGACUUGUAUGCAAGAGAUGGCCUUCGAACACUGUGCAUCGCCAAAAAGGUCAUAAGUGAAGAUGACUUCCGACGAUGGUCCAGUUUCCGGUCUGAGGCGGAGGCAUCCCUCGACAACCGAGAUGAGCUUCUAAUGGAGACGGCACAACAUCUGGAGAAUCAACUCACCUUACUCGGAGCCACUGGGAUUGAAGACCAGCUGCAAGACGGGGUUCCAGACACAAUUGCUGCUCUGCGGGAAGCUGGGAUCCAGCUCUGGGUCUUGACUGGAGAUAAGCAGGAGACAGCAGUCAAUAUCGCCUAUUCCUGCAGAUUGUUAGAUCAGACUGACACUGUUUACUCCAUUAAUACAGAAAAUCAGGAAACCUGUGAAUCCAUCCUUAACUAUGCACUGGAAGAAGUGAAGCAAUUUCAUGGACCACAGAAGCCAAACCGCAAGCUCUUUGGGCUCUGCCUACCUUCUGAGACACCACCUCCUACCUCAAGAGCUGCAGUUCCAGAAGUUGGAUUGGUCAUCAAUGGGAAGACAUUGAAUGCCAUUUUCCAGGGAAAGCUGGAGAUGAAAUUUUUAGAGCUGACUCAGUAUUGCCGGUCUGUCCUAUGCUGCCGUUCUACCCCUCUCCAGAAGAGUAUGAUAGUCAAGCUGGUGCGAGACAAGUUGAGCGUCAUGACCCUUUCCAUAGGUGAUGGAGCAAACGAUGUAAGCAUGAUUCAUGCUGCCGACAUUGGAAUUGGAAUAUCUGGACAGGAAGGCCUGCAGGCUGUCAUGUCCAGUGACUUUGCCAUCUCCCGCUUCAGACACCUCAAGAAGCUGCUGCUUGUGCACGGCCACUGGUGUUACUCACGCCUAGCAAGGAUGGUGGUGUACUACUUCUACAAGAAUGUGUGUUAUGUCAACCUGCUCUUCUGGUACCAGUUUUUCUGUGGUUUCUCUGGCUCCACCAUGAUCGAUUAUUGGCAGAUGAUAUUCUUUAAUCUCUUCUUCACCUCCUUGCCUCCUCUCAUCUUUGGAGUCCUCGAUAAAGACAUCUCUGCAGAAACACUCCUGGCAUUGCCAGAGCUGUACAAGAGUGGCCAAAACUCUGAGUGCUAUAACUCUAUGACUUUCUGGAUUUGCAUAGUGGAUGCAUUCUAUCAGAGCCUUGUCUGUUUCUUCAUUCCUUACCUGACCUACAAAGACUCUGAUAUUGAUGUCUUUACCUUUGGGACACCCAUCAACACCAUCUCCCUUGCCACAAUUCUCUUGCACCAGGCAAUGGAAAUGAAGACCUGGACCAUUAUCCACGGACUUGUUCUGGCAGGCAGCUUCCUGAUGUACUUUGUGGUGUCCCUUGUUUACAAUGCCAUCUGCAUCAACUGCAACAGUCCCACCAAUCCCUAUUGGGUGAUGGAAGGCCAGCUCUCAGACCCCACUUUCUACCUCAUCUGCUUCGUCACACCAGUCACAGCUCUUCUGCCAAGGUACUUAUUCCUAUCUCUACAAGGGACUUAUGGGAAGUCUCUGAUCUUAAAAGCUCAGAAAAUCGACAAACUCCCCAUGGACAAAAGAGAUUUAGAAAUCCAGAGUUGGAGAAACAGACAGAGGCCUGCCCCCAUUCCUGAAGAGGCUCAGCAUACCCACCAUCCAGUGCCACCUGUCCCAGAACAGGACUUCAGAGCCAACAGGCCAAAGAGCUCUAGCCCUUCCAAGUACAAGUGAAAGAAGGACUGGGUGCUGCAUGGAGAGAACUGCAGUAGAGACCAUCUGAGGGAUGACCCAUGCCCAGAGGACUCCUCAGCUAAACUCUAAUCCAGGGAAUACCUUCUUCUGGGUCUAGGAGGACAAUGGCUUCUGGAACCUACUCUAGUGGACAGAUUGCUGAGUACCGGCCCUCAAGCAGGAGCAGUCAUCGCUGAUCCCAGAGUUCACUGACCAUAUGAACAGCCUGCAGAAAUCUGUAUAAACUCAGAGGAAACCACCCAAUCAAUGGCCUAAUUAACCCAUGAGUCUUCCUUUUCAUGGAGGAAAAGAUGUGUCAUUCUUGUUCUUUUCUCCUGACCAGGUUUGACUUCCUUGGAGAAAGUGCUGGCCCCAAGGGCUUUGACAUAAAAAGACUGGAAACCAGUCACCCUCUACCUUUCUCCUGCUGCCAGGUAGCAGAUCAUGCAAACAGAAUUUUUAUAAGGAAGCUAUGUUUCUCAUGCAUUGAGUUUUAAUUUUUUUUAACCCAGAGACAUUCUUGUGGCCCUUUAGAUAAGUAUAGCCAGUGGCCAAUGCAACUAGGCCAUACUUUUCCAAUAUUCUAAGAGAUAUAUCUACCCAGGCAAUUUCUCAAGGUAUGGAAGUUUCUGGGCUUGUCGAGCCCAGACACAUCACCUCGUUGUGCCAAGAGUUAAAGUUUCAAAAGAAACCCAUACACACAGGUACUUUAUCUUGAGUAUAUGAAUUCUUGAGUAUAUGAAUUCUUUCAUUCAUCAAGAAUUGGGUUGUUUUUGUCUCUAACCCAAAGAAAACCAUAUCUAAAGAUUAAAACUAGAUUUUAACUCAGUGUCACAGGGACUUUUGAAAAUUAUAGGUCCGCAGCUAGUGUAAGAGGCAGAAGGAACAUGCUAAAGCAAAUGGGUGCACUGGAAACCCCAAGCGUUAGGUAAUAGACCAUAUGUCCACAAUCUGUACCAAGAGGAUAGGAGCAGUAUUCUUUUUUAAAGCUAUUUAUUCAUUUUUAAAAUACAAGUACACAUCCUCAUUCAGCUCUAAGUCUACUAUUGGUAGACUUUAAUACAUCUGCACCCGGAAUAGUAUGUAUGACAGCAACACUGAGCCCAAACAAUUACACCUUAAAGACCUGGAAGACACCAACCCAUGCUUCAGUUAUUUUAGAGAGAAUCAGAGUAAGUCUCACUGUAGAGGUAAAAGGAUUACACAACUUCUUAUCCAUAGAGUUAUAAGUGCCAAAAUGUAAAAGAACUCAAAAAAGUAUUGAAAUUUUAAAAAUGGCUGAUAGAAUUCUAAGAGGCUAUCAAGAGAAUUAAGGUAUACUAUGGGCAAGGAUAACCUGUCCCUAGUUGUUAAGAUAAGCCAGAGAAGGUUACUGAACCCUCUCCUCUUUAGGAUAGUACCUAUAUAUUCAGCAAAAUCCCUGUAUAUUAGGGGUGGAUGCAAUGUUGUGAUAAGUCUUUGAGCCUAAGAGUCAUAGCACCCCACACACACAAGUUGACUUAACACUUGAGUAACUUUUCAGCAAAGAUGAACAAAAAGAUCUCAACAAUCAAGUUGGCAAAUGGCAAACUGAGCUCAUCCACUGACCAUUCUGCUAACAAACCUAACUGGAGGGACCAUUUGAAGCAUUAUCCUGGAGUCAGUAUGCUGUAUCUGUUUUACUGACUGUGCCACAUGAUGUUACUAAUAAUGGCCAACAGGAGAAUCCUACAUGGAGAUUGUUAGAGAGGCAAAGCAGUAAUGAUAUGAAUUGUUCCAAAUGAGAAGAUUGAGCCAAAACUUGGAUCUCAAGGUCCUCCCUUUCCCCCAUUUGAUUCCUGCCCACUCCUGCAAGCCAUAUUGAGACAGGUGGGAUGUUUCAGAGAGGAAGAGAAUAGUGGAAAGAACACUGGCUUCAGGAAAUCUGGAUUGAGUCAUUGCUACUGUACUCUCUAGGAGCCAGGAGCCUUGAAACAAGAUGCCACACCUGCAAAUUAGGUUAGAACUGCCCUACCUCCUGGACUUGGCCUAAGGAUCAAGUCAAAAUUACAUAAGGGACGUGAAAACCCUUUGAAAGUUGUAACACCCUCAACAAUAACAUAGGAAUUUUUAUUUCAGAGCUAAGAGGAAACAAGGUAAUAGGAAAGUCAUGCAGAUGUCAGACCACUGUACCUAAAUGCCAAGCCAUACCCAACAUUGUGAUGUCGCACUCUUUCUUGCAUGACCAACCAUCCCAGUUUGCCUGGGGUUUUCCAAGUUUUAUACUGAAAAUUUCCUCAGUCCUGGGCCCUGAAAUAGCUGAUUACCUACUCUUGCCCCCCUUUGAAACCAAAGCAACUGUGACCACCCAACAUGCCAUUUAGGGGAAAAGGUUAUAAUUUUUCCUAUAACAUUAUGCUAAUGACUGUACUUAGUAAUUUUUAUACUUUUACUGGUUGACUGGAAAUGUGCUAUUCUUUAUUAGAAAAAAAUAAAUAAAUAUUGUUUUUCACAAUUGCCGG
Messenger RNA from Leopardus geoffroyi (Geoffroy's cat), 7361 nucleotides. RefSeq names its product ATPase phospholipid transporting 10B (putative) (gene ATP10B). The transcript has 24 exons. Lineage: Eukaryota; Metazoa; Chordata; Mammalia; Carnivora; Felidae. The record is from RefSeq and is a predicted model, not a curated record. Gene Ontology annotation, cellular component: plasma membrane. Gene Ontology annotation, molecular function: ATP hydrolysis activity; ATP binding; ATPase-coupled intramembrane lipid carrier activity. Gene Ontology annotation, biological process: phospholipid translocation. Bases 652 to 4881 code for a protein of 1409 amino acids.